CUUUUAUUUUUGAGAGUCGGACAGAGUAUAGUUAUUCUACGUAAUUUAAGAGGCGAAAAAAAAAAGGGGGGGGGGGAGAGAACAAGCAGUAUUUACCUGUCACUAAAUAGCAGGGCCGGACUUAACCAUUGUAGAGCCCCAUGCGAAACGUAUUUCGCGGGGCCAAGUUUGGGUCGGCCGGUAGGAAUAAGGAUAAUAAGUGAAAAUUAAGAGUUUGUAUUAGAAAAUAAAUUCGUCUUUGCAUUUUAUUCAUUCUUUACUGUGUACAGAAUUACUUUACGAGCCUUGCGUGUAGCGAAGUCAUACAGUAUUUCGUAAAUAUUAUAUUUCCCACAUAGAUCACGCUCAAUAGCAAGAAUUACCAAAAGUUUCAAUCUAUCUACGAGAAUUGUUUACCUCAAGUAAUUCUUCAUUAGUUUGAGGUGCGAGAAGCUUCUCUCACUAGAUUCCACAAUUACGUGUAUUGCAUAAUGCCGUUUUUUUAAUCGCGCGUAGGAUUGGCGUUUUUCAUAUUGAAUGUAAAAAAAAGCUCCCACAACCUUGUCACAAUCCAGGCGCUGUUCCAAAAGGGGCCGUUACAUAAUAAAUGGCGUGUCCCGCACGGUUAGCCUGGUAUAGAAAAGAAAAAUGGCGGGGGGUCUUAGUAGAUCUAUACGCGGCCUCUUGCCGCGAGUCUGACCCGCCCACCAGACAAACAGUGUACACUGUUUUCAUACAGGCCGGUGAGAGGGAGCUCUUGUUCACUUCUGCUGGCCUAGAGUUCCAAGAGCCGAAGGCUCAACUCUACCUGACAGUUUAAGAAGAAGAUAUUGAAUGACACCCCAAAAUGACCAUCUUUCUCUAUAUAUUUCAGGAGAUUUGUAUGAGUUUUCAAAAGAUUUUAAUAAUUUCAGGAUAUUUCCAGGUCUUUUUCGUAUAUUUUUCAAUUUCAGGAGACUUCCAGAAGCUCCUGGUUAAUCGACAGGAGGCCGCGAGAAAUCUGUCGUUAGUUAUAAAAUGGUUUAAUUUAAUAAUUUAUACACCAAGAAUUAGCGCGGGUCCUAUGAAAGUGCGGGGCCCACUGCGGUCGCAUAGGCCUAGGCCUAAGGUCGGCCCUGCAAAAUAGCGGCGCAUGCUACGCCGCCGGUCGACUAGUAGGUCUAUAAUGGAUCAAUUAUAAAACUGGGAAACAAACAAUUCCUUAAAUCUAAUUCUAAAUUACUUCUAUACCUACUUCUGGGCAUGUUGAGUGUAUCAAUACUAUCGAUGUAAUCAUCUUUUGGAAGUCAUUUCUGUAUUAUAAAAGACAAGAUAUGGGAAAGGUGGGGGGUAACUCUUUUUCUUUUGAAAUCUAAAUUUAGCUAGACUAGACUAGAAUCUCGAUAGAGAUCUAAGAUCUAGAUCUAGUAGUCUAGAUCUAUACUAGUUACUAGACUCUAUAUCCUAUAUCUAGAUCUAGCUAAGAUUCAUCUAAUCUAGACUCUAGUAGAUCUACAUUUCUAUAUGCCCCUAUAACCAGAUGAACACACUAUUCAUCCUAAUAAAAAAGUCGAGGGCACUAUUAAGUCUAAAGAGGCAACCCUGGCCAAUAGUAUUAUGCGAGAGACAUUCUAGGUAGGCCUACACAAUGCGCACGGACGUCUGUAAUGGGCUUUAUAAAUCUUUAUAAAUAUAUUCUUUGUGUUAAGUAAGACGCCUCUGUCGCGAAUGUUUUUUUUUUCCACACUAAGUCGACACUAUAAAGAAGUGCAAUAACUAAAGAAAUUCGACCAUUCUGAGACCAAAAAAACCCAAGAAGAAUCACACUUGUGGAGACACUUUAAAAUGUUUUCUUCAAAAUGUUUUGACCCAUAUUGUUGCAUACGCUCCUCGCAAAAAGAAGUCUAUAUUUAACAAGGUUCUUUCUAGAAGAUAAAACGACGUCUCCUACUUAAGAUAUUUCAAAUUUUUAUACAUGUAAUUUAAUAUUAUUUAGAUAAAUUACACUGAAAAUAAAAAACAUUUUUUCACCCCCCCCCCCCCCUUCCCCUCUCCUUGUUGGUCAUUAGCUUGUCGCUCCAAACAGCUAGUACAACUCUAACCAAUGUAGGCGUUUUUAUAUUUUUAAUAAAUAACUUGAAAAAACUUCUUAUGUGAACAUAAACUCAAUAUAACUGUUAUUUCAAUAUUCACAGAUUUUACUUGAGAUAGAGAUCUAAUAUUUAUGAAAUAAACCGAUAUUUAAACAAAACCUAACUCAGGACAAAACGUCUUUACUCUUUCAUGUCUCAAAAUUGUCUGCCAUUUCACAAUUUAAUCAUCCUCAAUGCAUAACCACCAAUCAAUCGCUUAACCUCUUCUUACCGUCGCCUAGGAAACACACAUACUUUAUAACACCCCUUUUUGUCAAGAAUUUGCUCCCCCCUCCCAUGGAGAACCCAUAGUUUUAGAAACGCUGCAAUAAAGAUACAGAUAAUCAAUAAUGCAAAACAGAAUAAUUUAAAUAAUAAUCCAAUACGGAAUACUUGCACAAUUAAAAAAAAAUUAAAUACCAUUAAUUAUAAUUAAAUGUUUGGUUGUUCUAAUAUUAGAUAUUUAUAAAAUAGAUUUUACUACGAAAAGAAGAUAAUUAAAAUGUAUUUUAAACUAGAACACAAAUGAACUUUAUGUAGUUCUACAUCUACACUCUAUAAUCGGCCAAAAAUAUUCUACUCUCAACAAACAGCCAUUUCAAAUAAAAGUGACAAUUUUAAAAAAUUUAAUUUCUAAUUACUAGAUCUACUUACACGGCGGACUAUUGGACUCGAAACAAAUAUUACAAAUAACCUGCGAAAAUUCAAGGCCAAGGGAGUUGGCGCCAAUGGAAAAACCUGUGGGAAUCCCUCGCACAUUUUUUUUUAAAGUUUCCAAAAUAAAUUCUUAAUAAAAGUAAUUUUUGUUAUUAUUAAACCAAAAAUCUGAAGAAGAAAAAGGGAAUCUUAGAAUAAUGAUUUGGCUGCCCCUUACAUUCGGCCGCCUGCGUGCAAUGCACACAUUGCACAAUAGGUAGCAGCCAGUUUUUAGGCUUGAUUGAGAUGCUUGAUAAAUUCAAUCCAACCAUGCAAGAACAUCUUCGACAAAUUAAGAAUGCUGAGGUUCACUACAAGCACCUCAGAUAUCGGAUUCAUAACAAACUUAUAGAUCUGAUGGCAUAUUUUCCCAACAUCCUUAUUGAUUGCUCGCUUGAUGUUAGCUACAAAGAGCAAUGUCUAUUACAUAACGGUUUUGGACGUCUUAGAUCCAAAAAGUGGAGAACACUUUAUAAAUGUAGUUAAAAGGCUAGUUCUACAGUACUUACGUAAGGUAGUACGUUUUGUAACAAAAAUAAGGCGGGCAAUCCUGUUAGCUUGAGGUAGUACAAUAUAUUUAGUGUACUCUUUCGGUCCAGGGCCCCGCACACAGCUAAGGCUGCCUCUGACAUUUAAUGUCUUUGUUAAAAGGCCUAAUCAUAAUAUGGCACUAUUUAGAUUAAUAAUUUCAUAAGUCAUGAGCAAAACAAAAGAAAAAAAUCUCCAAAUUAUUCAUAACAUUUUAUUUCUUUUUAAAAGAAAAGUAAAGGCGGUUGGUGUUUGUGCUGGCCACAUGACACCCUCGUUAACCGUAGCCCUCAGAAUCAGAUGACCUUAACAUCAUCUGCCCUAUAAUCCACAAGGUCUGAAAGGGAAACUUAACUUUACUUACUUUAAAUUAUUAGGCAAAGCAAGGUGAAGUUCUCCUCUAGUGGCUACAUUCAAUCUAUUUCUUUUCUUACUCAUUAAGUUUGUUACACACUAAAUCCAGUUAAACCAGGUAUGUUGACGGAAAAGCUAAAAACAAUUUCAUUUUUGACCACAGUUUUUUAAUUUUACAGGAACAUUUAAUUGCAUUCAUAUCUCUGUUGUGUCUUUUAUGUGUAUGUUAGUUAGUUAGUUAACAUUCUUUUCACUGAAGACAUGAUAAUUUUGUAAACCUAUUUUUUUUUUCAUUUACAGAUGUUUAAAAAUUGUCAUUUAUAUUUAAUUUUUUAAAUUUAUUACAUCCUAGAAACAAAUCGUCAUUUCUUUAUACAGCACUAGCCGGAUAUUACACGCGGCCAGCAGGCUUUAGUUUGUGUAUUACUUAUCAAGUUGAUUAGAUUUAGAUGUAUGACAAACUUAGCUAAUGUUCUGUUGAGAUUUUUCUCUUUUGCCCCGAAAAUAAAAGUUUGGGGAAAAUGGGUUUAGCCGUUAAGCUGAUACAUUCAUAUCAAAUAUUAAAUACUUUGGAAACGGGCUUACCCGAUUUGUUAAAAUCUCUUUAAUAGAGAUAAGGUUAGCUACUAAAAUGAAAGAAGCACGCAAUAAAUGGGAUAUAAAGUACGCCAGAAUGUCUAAAUUCGUAGAUAUAAGAAACAAAUUUUGUAAAAAUGCUUUUUGAAACACAAUUAAGGUUAAUUUUAUAAAUAAUGAAAUCAUUGGACUUAUUAUUUUGUAUUUUCAUGUGUCAAAGUAAAAAACUAUCUGUGCAAAGCAUAUUUCUUAAAAUUAGAUCUUUCUAGAGCUAUAUCCUUUCGAUCUUGUGUCAUGUAAACAUGGCCUAGAUCCAUGAAAUCGUAAUACUUUCAUAGAGUUGGGCAACUUUUUUUUUUAGAGGGUCUUAAAUUUGUUUUAGGGUAACUAUUCAAAUGUUAAGGCUCCAGUUUGUACCCAAGGAACAUUUAUGCCAAGUUUUAUCAAGAUUUGUCAAACGGUUUUGAUUUCUAUUAGGAACAUACAUACACACAUAAAUACAUAUGCCUUACUUUCUGCAUUGCUUUAUUGUAUAGAUUGUUAGGUGAAUUGCAUAUUAUAUAGACAUCAAUGUCCUUAGGCAGUUAUUCAUUUGUCAACAAACAAGUUAUGUGAGAUUGUAAAACCAUUUUGAAUAGAUUUAAUAUCUCAAUAAAAGAGAAAAUGAUUUAAUCGGUGAAAGUCAAUUUCUUUUCUUUCAGUUGGAUAUAGGUCUCAUCCAUUUGUUUUAGAUGCCUUACAUGUAAAACAAUAUUUUCUUUAGCCAACAACAUCAUAAGACUUUAUUUUGUGUGUGUACCAUAACUAUGGACUAAGACGUCACUAUAAGCCUAACAGCCACUGUAAGAAUGAAGCAUUAUGAUUGGGUAGCUCUAGAUUCACUUUCUGUAUUGUUGAGAGGAGUGACCUUUGCCUAUCCUAUAACCAAAAUCUCAAAGAACCCAAUUUUGUUUUUAGAUGUCAAGAAUUUAUCGUCUAACUUAUUAUAUUUAAAUGUUUCUAAGCAUUUAAAUAAUAAUUGGUAGAAUGUUAACUAUUACAACCUUUUACACAGAAUUUAAAUAUGUCAAUAACUCAAAUUGUAUAAACCAUUGAAGUCAAAGACCAUGCACACCACAGGUGAUAUGCCAGGAGAGCUGAGUAAGUCACUUUGCCAAGUGCCUCCAAUUGCCUAAGGCCUAUCCUGGCAUUAGGUAUGUCGCCGACACAGUAGUUUCCCCCUCUCCAUGCAGCUGAUGUAUCCAAAGGAAUGGUGAAUGUGGAUAUAUUUUGGAAUCAGAGGUGUGGCAGGCACUGCCAGCAUGUAGGAUACUGCCUGAGGGUUGCUGGCUUCUGAUUUUCCCCAUGGUUGACUUUCUAUUGAACCAAACUGAAUAAGUAGUCAGCAGUAAUUAUUGCUGUGAUAGUCUGGACUUCACAUUUUGUAACAAGAUAUAUAAUUGAAAGCUUGCAAUGGAAGAAACCUCUUUUAAAAUAAAUAUAGCACGUACUUUGCAUUUUUUAAUUAAGUACAAUUGGAUUCAUAAUACCCAAGUUACAGAACUUCUUAAGAAAAGAGUUUUAACAAAUCUACCUACUGAGUGGCUCUGUCAUCUUCAACAUCUUUCUAAUGAGGAGUUCAAUCAAUUACCAUAUGCAGGAUUGAAAACAUUUUCUAAACACACAGGCUUGCCAACAAGUUUACUUGAAUUUCUUCAGACUGCUACGACAUUGUCAAUGGAUCGAACACCACCAUCAGAAAUAACUGAAAUAAAUAUUGAUGCUUUCAAGGCAAGUGGAAUGAAUCCAAAGAAACUUCAUGAAGUGUCCAGAAUGGCUCCAUUUGUUAAUGACAUUAUGCUUGAAGCAGACUGCAACCUCAUUGUCGAUGUAGGCUCUGGACUGGGCUAUCUGGAUCACAUUUUACAUCAGCAAUAUGGACACAGUGUGAUUGGCCUAGAGGUCAACGAAUGCCAUAUUUCAUCUGCAGAGAGAAGAGCAUCUAAGCAAGGUCUCAGCUGUCAUUGUUUGAAGAGCAUGAAGUUUAACAUCACCAGUGACGUAGAAUGUGCACAGAGAUUUGAGGAGAUGAUAGCACAGCUGGCACCAACAAUUCUUAGGGGAUGUGAACAUGCUGUUACAGGAAAGCAUAAAUCCCAGCAUGAUGCAUCCUGUAAUGAGGCACCCAGACCAAAAGUUUGUUUGAUAGGUUUACAUUGCUGUGGUGAUCUGACUCCUGCCAUGAUGUCUUUCUUUCAUACUGUCACCUGUGUCAGGUCUUUAUGUUGCAUCUCCUGUUGUUACCACAAAAUGAUGUAUUCAUCAGGAUCAUUUUCAAAGUUUCCUUUGAGUUCAACAGUGAAGACACAGCUGUCUAAUGUCCAAAAACAAAACCCUUCCUGGCAAAUCUCUCCUUGUACCCUUAGGCUAGGGGCACAACAGACUAGGGCUAGUUGGAGAGAACAAAGUGUUGAGGACCACAAAGACCACAUGAAACAUGUAGCAUUCAGAGCACUUCUAGAGAUGGCAGUUGGCGCUGAUUUUCCAGAAAUCAGAAAGAGAGUACGAAAAUGUGAUUUCACAUCAUUAUCUGCAUUUAGUGACUCAUUUUUUCAUACUGAUGAAAAAUCUACUUUCUACAAAGACAAGUUGUAUGAGUUAUAUGCAAAAUAUGAACAAGAAAUAAAUUUGAUAGAGUUUUUUACAUGUCUCCAGGUGAUUGUCCAGCCUGUUGUAGAGACUCUAAUAUACCAAGACAGAUUGAUUUGGUUGUUGGAAUCAGGCUAUCAGAAUUCUAAAGUCAUUCCACUCUUUGACGACCAAAUAUCUCCAAGAAAUUUAGCUCUUGUGUCUUACAAAUCUGUUUGAAAUGACAGCUAAAACUAAUUUAAUGCAGGCUCUACAACACUCUAACCCUAACCCACCAUCACCACCAUGCUAAAAAUCCAAUUUUUCUUCAAAAACUGCCUCAGGAAGAUUAUUAUGGUCUACUGGUCAGACAUGAUCACUAAUGAGGAACUGUGGCAAAGAACAAAGGAGCAGCCCAGAGGAGAUGCUUGCUAUGGAUUAAGUCACACCUCCAUCCAACAGCCCAAGACUAGCCCUCACCUUGAACCGCUUGGAGAGAGUAAGAGGGCCCAACCCUGAAAUACAUGGCAUUGAUAAUUGGAUGCAGCCGGGUUAAACAUAUGACAGUUGGAGAAGCUCCCCUAGAACCAAGACACCUGGAGGAAGCAGUUGGUGGCCUCUGCCCCAGACAAGACCACAUCCAGAGAUAGAAAAUACUUUUAAGGUUUUCAAGUUUGGAAAAUUUGUUGUUUUUUUUUCAAAUAUUAAAUUAUUGCCUAGAAAUCCUAAAUAUUUAUAUGUCAAAAUACAUGUCUUCUUAGGAUUUAUUUCAAUAGAGAUGGAUUUAUUUUUUUUUAAAUUGUAUAGCUCUCUAUUUUGGACCUGUAGGGUGGAAGGACUAUCUGGUAGAAGGUUUCCAUGCUGCCUUGAAGCAUAAGCGAACACAACUCAUCUCAUGUCAGGACUUGAGUCCCCAAGAUUUUCUAGAAUUUUGACAUCUGAAAUUAAACCAAACAGAGGAGAUUGAAAUUAUAUGUUUUCAAAACUUGUGUGCAUAGAGAAGUCAAGAAUUUUGUACUGUUUUAGUUGUUUUGUUUUUAUAGACCUAGCUGGGUGCAGGCGUUUGUAUCUGUUUGAUUUUAUUUUUAUUAGAAUCUAUUUGUUGUUUUAAAUUAUGUCCAAUUUAUUUGCAUAGCAAAUAGAUUUUUUCUCUUUAAAAAAAGUUAACAUUUUUUGUUUGUAAUUAUAGUAUUUAGUAUGACAGAACUUACAUAACUUAGCAAUACAAUUGUAAAAAAUAAUAUUUUUUUAUCAAAAAUUUAAAACCAUUUGCAUAAAUGUGUUUUAAAAAAUGGUAAAUUGGUAUCUCCCUUACUAAAAGGCCUCCAGUGUUUGUUACUAUUAAUAGUGAAUAGUUGUAAAAAUGGUGUAUUUUAUGAAAAAACUGCUUGCAUAAUUGAUUUUAAAAAUUAGAUUUUUCACUUUCAGAAAAGAAUUAAGUAGCAGUUGCAUCAGAACUUUGAAUGAUCUAAAAUAUCAUGAUGUCCGAUUUUCAUUUUCUCUUUUAGUUUCUAAGAUCUAAACAGGACAGACAGACAGGCCAUACAAAACUAAAAGGGGGCCGGGAAAAAAAAUGGAGUUUUUAAUACUGACAUGUUCUAAUGUUUUUUCCUUCAAUUUUAUUCAUAAACAAAAAUAUUGUUGACUACAAUACAGAUUGUGACAUUUAAGCAUGUUAUCUUUUAUAGAACUUUUAUGUGCAGUUUGAGGUAUAGCUGAACAGUUAUUAAAAUAGACAAAAGUA
Biomphalaria glabrata is the source of this 8595-nucleotide messenger RNA. Its product is annotated as methyltransferase-like protein 25B. The transcript is spliced from 14 exons. The record is from RefSeq and is a predicted model, not a curated record. Lineage: Eukaryota; Metazoa; Mollusca; Gastropoda; Planorbidae. Bases 5697 to 7091 code for a protein of 464 amino acids.